Molecule: messenger RNA, 3077 nt
Organism: Myotis davidii
Lineage: Eukaryota; Metazoa; Chordata; Mammalia; Chiroptera; Vespertilionidae
Gene: OARD1
Product: O-acyl-ADP-ribose deacylase 1
Exons: 8
Coding region: 204-662 (152 amino acids)
Biological process (GO): peptidyl-glutamate ADP-deribosylation
Source: RefSeq, a predicted model, not a curated record
UGGUGGGGCGGCCAUCUUAGGUGCGUACUCUCAAGGGCCGUGGCGGGAUUGGUUCCGCGUCUGGUGUCAUCGGCCGUUCCCCACCUCCCAGGGCCGGGUCUGGAGCCCUUCCCCGCGGGGCGGGACCUCCUAACGGCCGACUUCAGGUGCAGGGUAACCCCGCUGGAGAAGCAUUUAAACCCUGGAGAUAGCAACUCGGCGUCAUGGCCAGCAGCCCCAAUGAGGAUGCAGAAGGAAGCAGAAUCACCUAUGUGAAAGGAGACCUUUUUGCAUGCCCCAAAACAGACUCUCUAGCCCACUGUAUCAGUGAGGAUUGUCGGAUGGGCGCUGGGAUAGCUGUCCUCUUCAAGAAGAAAUUUGGAGGGGUGCAGGAACUGUUAAAUCAACAAAAGAAAUCUGGAGAAGUGGCUGUUCUGAAGAGAGAUGGGCGAUACAUAUAUUACUUGAUUACAAAGAAAAGGGCUUCACACAAGCCAACUUAUGAAAACUUACAGAAGAGUUUAGAGGCCAUGAAGUCCCAUUGUCUGAAGAAUGGAGUCACAGACCUCUCCAUGCCCAGGAUUGGAUGUGGUCUUGAUGGUCUGCAAUGGGAAAAUGUAUCCACAAUAAUUGAGGAGGUGUUUGAGGCAACAGACAUCAGAAUUACUGUGUACACCCUCUGAACAGAUGAGCAUUUUGGAUGUGACCAUGUUUUCCUGUGUCAGUCCUACUGGGCCAUAGGACUGGGCAAACUGACUUCAAAAAUGAUCAGAGGAAAGUUUCAUGUGAAAUUGCCUGUGUCACAGGCCAUGCUUGGGUUUCUGUAUUCCCAUGAUUGGACUGGGACUCUGAAGGAGGGAUUGCUUGGGAAAUGUUGCUGUGAUUUUUUUUCUUUUCUUUUCAGGAAGGUAGGUAAUAGCCUGAUAUUAGGCAGGGAACCAGGUGUUGGGCCCUAUGAUCCUUUUUGCCCCGGAUGCUACCUAAUUUGUUUGGCUUGCCACUAGGUGGCAGCAUUGAUUCUACUUCUCUGCUGUUUAAGAGAAAUUUCAGGAAGAAUAACUUUCAGUUAAUUUUGCAUUUUUUUGUCACUUGUGCAUUGACUUUGUAUUAUCCGUAUGCCCUCAAAUUCAUCCUAGGAAAGAAUUUUGAGGUGUGUUUCUUUUGUUUAAAUUACAAAAAUGGAUUUUUACAUUGUUAACAAGGAAUUUGUGGGGGGAAAAGUGGGAAAAUAAAUAUCUUCUUGGGCUACAGUGAGGUUCUGUACACAUGUUUGUGUUGUUCUGGACUUGGAUAAUGGAGGAUUCACCUAUAAUUUAAUUUGGAAAAAUCAGGGGUCUAGUGGGAAGGCAGCAAGGUGAAAAAUGGGAAUGGAUGGCAUCUAUGGGUCAGCUCACUGGUCGGGCAGGAUUUUAGAAACGACUCAUGGUGAACUCUUCUGUUCACUACAUAGUUUGUGACUGAACCUUUCUGAAUUCAGUCAUGAAACAGGAAAUAAUGUAUGGUAAAUGCUUGGCAAAGUGCUUACUGAGGAGUAAUGACUUCUCAACACAAUCCAUAUGAAUCUUCAAAAAAAGACUCACUUCUAAAAAAACUUCUAUUUUGGUAGUAGGGGGGUUAGGGACGAUGGCCAGGUUUCUUUGUUUUUAAGCUCCAGAGGACACUAAGAUAUAACCAGCUGGGAGGGAGAGCAGUAAAUAUUAAUCCUCUUCUUAAGCUAAGAAAGCAGCACUUUGUCUACUCUUAUUUUUGUGGUGGGAGAAGAAAGUUCAUGAGUUUAGCCAGUGGUUCCGUAUCAGGGGUAUUGGGAAAACAAGUGGAGUUUUCAUCUCUCCCCCCGCCGGGUCCCUGUCCCCUGUACUAUGGUGUUAUGAGUUAAAACAGCUAGACCUACUAUUGAUUUUCUCCCUUGAGUGAAUUCUGGGCCUUCAUGGGACUUGCUUUCUCAAGUGGACAAGAAGUGGAUUUUAGAAUGUGCUUGUUGAAACAGCAGGAGAGCACUGGUUAAAUAUAACCUUUGUACUUUAGACUUAUGUUCUUAUCACAUUGCAGCCUGAUAUGAGGCAGCAGUUUAAAAAAGUAUUCCACAUCUUUUGUACCUCUGUGUGGAGCACACAAGCUCUUCAUGUAGUUGGGGUGGGGUAGGGCAGGAGCAAGUUCAUGAUCAAACUUUUAGACUAAGGCUUUUCUUGAAGAAGCUUUGCUUCUGUUCAUUAUUAGUAGUAAAACUGAGCGGGAAAGAAGGGAAGGAAUGUGUCAAUACACAAAACUGAAAAUGAGAAUGGGUGAUAAGAGAAAACUUAGAAUUAAAUUCUUUUGCAAACUAUGCACAUAAAUCUUAACACUUGGGUGAAAACAUUGCUGCUUCUACAUAGGGCAAUUUUUUCUCAUGGAGUAAGAACCUUCACGAUUCUUUUAACAAAGCUUAGUUUUGUGGAGAACUGGCAGUAAGCAGAAUUCCUGGACUCAGCAGGGAUGUGAUAAAAUGUUUUAUUUGUAGAUAGUCUUGGGGUCAAAUUCCGAUGACUUAUCACACUCAAAGCCUGGAGAAAGGCAUUGCCUGAUAAUCAGAAUAAGCACAUUAUUCCUGGAAACCUAGUUAGAGUUUGGCAGCUACCCAGCAAUUCACAUGUGACAUCUUACUUCUACAUAGGACUCAGAUCUUUUAAGAAAUGAGACUUGGACAUCAUCCUGCCAUCACCAUCAAGUACCGCAUGUUGACUCCUCAUAUUGUGUAUCUGAACAUUAAAAUCCUACUCACCUCUAAUUAAUCAAGAGGCUAAUUGCUUAUUGGCUGUUGGGACAUGGAUAUUUUAGAAGUAUUUCCCAUGCCUUUUGUUUCACCCUCUACUAAGGGAUCUUGGAAGGAAAUAUUUUAUGAAGGUCAAGACCAGGAUGAGAAGUCUACAUGGGAGAGUUAGUAUCCUGUGUUGCCUAGCCAGGUUCUGAUUUAAGCUUCCCUCCCACUUAAAAUGUAGCCCGGGAAAUCCCUAUCCCUGGGACUUCAUUGCUGUCCAUAGUUAACAUCUAAAUGUCCGUUUCUUUAAAAACCUGGUCACAGAAAAACCACGCCACUUUUAUUAUUGCUGCUUAUUUUUCUU